UAAUGGGUGGAGAUAAACACGAUUUGAGUUAUUAUGUUAAAUGUAUGAUUGGUGGCACCUUAGCAUGUGGUCUUACACAUACUGCAAUUGUCCCAUUAGAUGUUGUCAAGUGUAGAAGAUAAGUACAUUAUCAUGAUAAUCUUUGUCUAGGUUUUCCCAACUUUGUACAAAUCUUUGGGUGAUGGAUUAAGCACAAUUUAUAAAACUGAAGGAUUUGGUGGACUUACAUUGGCUUGGGGACCAACUUUGAUUGGUUACUCACUUCAAGGAUUAGGAAAAUUCGGAUUCUAUGAAAUCUUCAAAGAUGUUUAUAAAUCAGUUGUAGGAGAAGAAAAUGCCAAUAAAUAUAGAAGAAUCGGUUGGUCUAUUGCUUCAGGAAGUGCUGAAAUCAUUGCUGAUACUCUCUUAUGCCCAAUGGAAGCAAUUAAGGUCAGAAUGUAAACCUCUAAACCAGGUACAUUCACAACAAGUGGAUCUCAAGCAUUUAAUUAAGUUAAAUCUAAUGAAGGUAAUAAUAAUAAAUAAAUAAUUUUAAGGCAUUAAUGGACUUUAUAAAGGUUUAGGACCACUUUGGGCUAGACAAGUUCCAUACACAAUAGUCAAGUUUGUUGCUUUUGAAUAAAUUGUUGCAUUAUUCUAUGAAAAUGUAUUCACAAAACCAAAGGAUUCAUAUUCUAAAUUCACUUAAUUAUCAGUAACAUUUGCAUCAGGAUAUUUGGCUGGUAUCUUUUGUGCUGUUGUUUCACAUCCUGCUGAUACAAUUGUAUCAAAAUUAAACUCAAUCUAAACAGGAGGUAAAUAGAUUUUAUUAUUUUUAGGAUCUUUGGGUGAAAACGUUGGUAAGAUUUAUAAGGAAAUUGGAUUCUCAGGAUUAUGGAGAGGAUUAGGCACCAGAAUUAUUAUGAUUGGUACACUCACUGGUUUAUAAUGGUGGAUUUAUGACAGUUUCAAAACAGCAGUAGGAUUAUAAACUACUGGAGGUGGAAGUAGCAGUGCACCAAAACCCUAAGAAACCAAGCAUUGAU
Messenger RNA from Paramecium pentaurelia, 1025 nucleotides. The record is from the annotation of a GenBank genome assembly. Lineage: Eukaryota; Ciliophora; Oligohymenophorea; Peniculida; Parameciidae.